Messenger RNA from Misgurnus anguillicaudatus (oriental weatherfish), 10167 nucleotides. Lineage: Eukaryota; Metazoa; Chordata; Actinopteri; Cypriniformes; Cobitidae. The record is from RefSeq and is a predicted model, not a curated record.
CAUUUAAACUUAUCAGUGCAGCUCACUGUGAUCCCCGCUCUACCCAAACAAACAUGCUUUGACCCAAUAUGCACUUUUACGUCACAGGAAUGGUUGGGAUUUUGCAGACUUUCUGGAUUGUUUGGAUUAAUUGAGUCAUGGAAUUACCAAUGAUAUGGAUGUGCUUUGGAUUACUUAUUCAUCACGUCCCAAAGUUUGGAUGCUUAGAUUUACAUCUAUGGGAAACCCUGCGACCCGGCGUGACACUGGCAAAUGUAUCAAUCGGACCGGAAUGGGUGUACAAAAUCGACAGACAUCUCACACCGAAGUCUGUCCGACUCGUUUUGGAGAUAGAGAAAAGUAACGGGAGGAUAUCACUCGCGCGUAAAGUGGACUGCAUGCGUUUCGAGAAAAAUCCAUCGCCACUGUAUGUGCGGAUAAAAUCACUGCUUUCUGAAAACUUCGUACUGGUUCAUUUCAACACAUUCGUGCAUGGUCAGAAUUGCUUUAUUAAAUACAAAAGAAAAACUCCUAAUCCUGUUUAUAUGCAUCUUCACUAUGGAUAUGAAACGUGCAUUUCUUUGGACUCCUUUCAUAUAAACAUCUAUGAACAUUUACCUUCAUCCAUGCGGACUGCACAAAUGUCUCGUGGUAGGUGCGUGGAAAAAGACAAACAUGCUGACUCCCACACGAGCGCAAAGUUUUGUUUGCCAAACACUGAGGUGAAAUUAUUUUGUUUAAUGACUAACUCUCAAAAUGGCACAUUACUUGUAGACGUCCAACUACAUUUAAACAAAAUACAAAAUGAUAAACAGCCCUUGGACUCGUGGGCUAAACGUCAAAAACGAAACGUGAACUCCGCACCUCAGUUUCAGCUGCCAAACUACCAAGUAUCCGUGCCUGAGAACGAGCCCUCGGGGACGCGCGUCAUUACGCUCAAAGCCUUUGACGCAGAUGAUGGAGACGCUGGUGUUGUUGAAUACGAUAUGGAAGCCCUUUUUGACAGCAGAUCUAACCAUUUGUUUCAGAUAAACCCUGAAACUGGUGGAAUAACAACCCUGCAACCUUUAGACAGGGAGCUUAAAGAUACCCACGUGUUCAAAGUUACCGCCACGGAUAUGGGAAUCCCAAAAAGAUCAGCAAUCGCAUAUCUCACGAUCACAGUGAGCGACACUAACGACCACCCGCCAGUCUUUGAACAGACUGAGUAUAGAGUUAGCAUUCGUGAAAAUGUUGACGUGGGUUUUGAAGUUAUAACCAUUAGGGCUACCGAUGGAGACGCACCAUCCAAUGCCAAUACAAUUUAUAAGAUAGUCAAUUAUAAUGAGAUGAAUUCAUCCUUUGAAAUCGAUCCCAGGAACGGGUUGGUCAAAACCAGAGUCAGUCCGGAUCGAGAGUUAAAGACCCAUUACAAGCUCAUAGUUGAAGCCAACGACCAGGGCAAAGAACCCGGUCCGCGCACUGCCACGGCGACGGUUCACAUCACUAUAGAGGAUGAGAAUGAUAACAACCCACAGUUUAGUGAGGAAAGAUAUCUAGUUCAGGUCCCAGAAAACAUCGCUGUAAACUCGCAAGUGGCUGUGGUGAAGGCCACCGAUAAAGAUGCUGGAAACAAUGCUAAAGUCCAUUACAGCAUCAUUAGUGGGAAUGUAAAGGGCCAGUUUUAUAUACAUUCCCCUACAGGAGUCAUUGACGUUAUCAGCCCCCUAGAUUAUGAGAUGAUAAGGGAGUAUACGCUCCGUGUGAAGGCACAAGAUGGGGGGCGCCCGCCUAAUAUCGAUGGGACAGGUGUGGUGGUUAUCCAAGUGGUGGAUGUUAACGAUAAUUCCCCCAUGUUUGUCAGCACACCCUUUCAAGCUUCAGUGUUAGAAAAUGUUCCUGUUGGCUACUCCGUGAUACACAUUCAAGCUAUAGAUGCUGAUUCGGGCGACAAUGCUCAUUUGGAGUACAAACUGACCGACACGUCACCCGGCUUUCCGUUUGUCAUCAAUAACAACACGGGGUGGAUCACAGUUUGUGCUGAGCUUGACAGGGAAACUACUGAGUUUUAUAGCUUUGGCGUAGAAGCAAAGGAUCAUGGGAUUCCUACGAUGUCAUCCUCAGCUAGCGUUAGCAUCUCUGUACUGGACGUAAAUGAUAACGUCCCCACCUUCACGCAGCAUCUAUAUAACCUAAAGGUUAACGAGGAUGCUGUUGUGGGUACCAGCGUGCUUACGGUCACAGCUAUAGAUAGAGAUGUAAACAGUGUGGUGACGUACCAGAUAUCAAAUGGGAACACACGCAACAGGUUUUCCAUCACUAGUCAGAGCGGAGCUGGGUUAAUCACUUUAGCAUUACCCCUGGACUACAAACAAGAACGUCAGUACGUCCUAACAAUCACAGCUUCGGAUGGUACGCGCCAUGAUACAGCUCAGGUGUACAUUAACGUUAGUGAUGCCAACACUCAUCGCCCUGUGUUUCAAAGUGCCAACUACCAGGUUUCAGUGAGCGAGGACCGGCCUGUUGGCUCCACUGUUGUUGUAAUAAGUGCCACAGAUGAGGACACCGGGGAAAAUGCUCGUAUCACUUACGUAAUGGAGGACAAUGUUCCACAGUUCAAGAUUGAUCCUGAUACUGGUGCCAUUACAACUCAAAUCGAGAUCGACUACGAAGAUCAGGCCUCCUACACACUAGCCAUCAUUGCACGAGACAACGGCAUUCCCCAGAAAUCGGACACCACCUACGUGGAGAUCAUCGUUCUUGAUGCUAACGACAAUGCACCCCAGUUCAUCAGGGACAUUUAUAAGGGUAAUGUAUUUGAGGAUGCACCCGUGUACACCAGUGUGCUCCAGGUAUCUGCUUCAGACCGUGACUCUGGCUCUAAUGGUAGACUAAGCUACACUUUCCAGGGAGGCGAUGAUGGAGAGGGGGACUUCUUUAUUGAGCCUUAUUCUGGGAUCAUCAGAACGGCCCGGAAGCUAGACAGGGAAAACGUAGCGGCAUAUAGCCUCAAGGCUUUUGCAGUUGACAAAGGUGUUCCCCCUAUGAAAGCUGCUGUGGACAUCCAUGUGUCCGUGCUGGACAGAAACGACAAUGCUCCGGUGUUUGAAAAGGAUGAACUGUAUAUUUACGUAGAGGAAAAUAGCGCAGUAGGCUCCACUCUGGCCCGUGUAAGUGCCACGGAUCCAGAUGAAGGGACCAACGCCCAGAUCCUCUACCAGAUUGUUGAAGGCAAUAUCCCUGAGGUCUUUCAGCUUGACAUCUUCAGCGGAGAUCUUAUCGCCCUCACCGACCUAGACUACGAGACCAAGAUGGAGUACAUAAUAGUGGUCCAGGCCACCUCCGCCCCACUUGUCAGCCGGGCCACCGUACACGUCCUCCUAGUUGACGUCAACGACAACGACCCCGUGCUGCAAGACUUCGAGAUAAUUUUCAACAAUUAUAUCACCAAUAAGUCCAACAGCUUUCCCACAGGAGUUAUCGGAAAGGUUCCUGCACGCGAUCCAGAUGUGUCUGAUAAGCUCCUCUACACAUUCGUUGAGGGAAAUGAGCUUAACCUUCUUAUUCUUAACCAAAAUACUGGGGAACUUAAGUUGAGCAAGGACCUGGAUAACAACAGGCCUCUUGAGGCCACAAUGAGAGUAACAGUUUCAGAUGGACUUCACCAGGUGUCGGCCCUUUGUACCCUACGUAUGACCAUCAUCACGGAUGACAUGCUGACCAACAGCAUCACUGUACGUCUGGAGAACAUGUCUCAGGAGCGUUUCCUCUCCCCUCUGCUGUCACUCUUUGCUGAAGGUGUAGCUGCGGUCCUUUCGACCAGCCCCGACGGUGUCUUCAUCUUUAACGUACAGAAUGACACGGAUGUUAGUGGUAGCAUUCUCAAUGUCACUUUUUCAGCUUUGCUUCCCGGACGAAGCGCUGGACGUUAUUUCCCAUCGGAGGAGUUGCAGGAGCAACUCUACCUGAACCGCACACUGUUAAGGCUGAUCUCAACUCAGCGCGUCCUGCCAUUCGACGAUAACAUCUGUCUGCGUGAGCCCUGUGAAAACUACAUGAAGUGUGUGGCAGUUCUGAAGUUCGACAGCACAGCUCCGUUUGUUACAUCAAAUACGGUUCUUUUCAGGCCUAUCCAUCCCAUGAAUGGAUUACGGUGUAGAUGUCCUGAUGGCUUUACGGGAGAUUACUGUGAGACGGAGGUGGACCUCUGUUACUCCGGGCCGUGUCAGAACAACGGGAAGUGCCGCAGUCGUGAGGGGGGAUACACCUGCGAGUGUCCGCAAGAUUUUACAGGUGAGCGCUGUGAGGUGAACACCCGAUCAGGACGCUGUGUAGCCGGGGUGUGUAAGAAUGGAGGCAGGUGUGUGGAUCUUCUGGUGGGGGGUUUCCUGUGCCAGUGUCCCGACGGCGAGUAUGAAAAGCCCUAUUGCGAGAUGACCACACGCAGCUUCCCCGGCCAAUCCUUCAUUACCUUCAGAGGCCUGAGACAGAGAUUUCACUUCACCCUCUCCUUCAUGUUUGCUACCAGGCAGAGAAACGCGUUGCUGCUGUAUAAUGGCAGAUUCAAUGAACGCCAUGAUUUCAUUGCUAUUGAAAUUGUGGAGGAGCAAAUUCAGCUGACCUUCUCUGCUGGAGAAUCUAAAACCACAGUGACUCCGUUUGUAGCUGGUGGGGUUAGUGAUGGUCAGUGGCACACAGUUCAUCUACAUUACUACAACAAGCCCAAUAUCGGAAGGUACGGCAUCCCUCACGGCCCCUCUGAGGAGAAGGUUGCAGUGGUUGCUGUUGAUAACUGUGACGUGGCAAUGGCUCUCCGUUUCGGUGGACAGAUCGGGAACUACACCUGUGCGGCCCGUGCCACCCAAACAGGAAAAAAGAAGUCACUGGAUCUAACCGGACCACUGCUCUUGGGUGGAGUUCCAAACCUUCCUGAAGAUUUUCCAGUACGAAACCGGGACUUUGUGGGUUGCAUCAGACACCUGACCAUCGACAGCAAGCCUGUAGACAUGGCCAGCUUCAUUGCCAACAACGGAACAUCAGCAGGUUGUGCAGCAAAGCAUGACUUUUGUAGCCAGAUUGUUUGUCAGAACGGAGGGGUUUGUGUGAAUAAAUGGAACAGCCACUACUGUAACUGCCCAUUAGGCUACGGAGGAAAACACUGUGAACAUGUAAUGCCCGCCCCACUGCAUUUCGACGGACACGCCCUGGUUUCGUGGAGCGAGACUGAAAUCACCAUUGCUAUUCCCUGGUAUAUGAGUUUAAUGUUUCGCACCAGAAAGAGUGCAGGUGUCCUGUUACAGGCCAGUGCUGGGGAGUCAUCGAAAAUUUGUCUUUUGGUGAACAACAGGCACCUGCGCUUCCAGGUGUUUCUGGGUGUCAGCCGGGUGGCGCUCCUGGAUUUCCAUCAGGUCCGUGUUGAUGACGGCGAGUGGCACCAUGUACUCGUAGAGCUCAAGAGUGGAAAAGAUGGCAAGGACAUCAAAUACAUGGCUUUUGUGUCGUUGGACUACGGCAUGUUUCAGAGGAUGGUGGAGAUCGGUAAUGAGCUGCCUGGACUUAAACUGAAGAAUCUCUGUAUUGGUGGACUGCUUAAAAAAGAUGACAAGGUGCAGAAUGGAUUUACUGGCUGCAUGCAGGGUGUGCGAAUAGGCGAGACCUCCACCAACACGGCUAACAUCAACAUGCAUCAGGCGUUAAGGGUCCGUGUUAAAGAUGGAUGCAAUGUGCCGGAUGCAUGUCAGUCGAACCUGUGUCCCACACAUAGCCGCUGUAUGGACACCUGGUCCUCUCACACGUGUGUCUGUGAGCCAGGGUAUUUCGGGAGAGACUGUAUUGAUGCGUGUCUCCUAAACCCUUGCGAGCACGCUUCCACCUGUAUGCGCAAACCUGGCACCAAGCACGGCUACCAAUGCCAUUGUGGACACAAUUACUAUGGCCAAUACUGUGAACACAAAGCGGAUCAGCCGUGUGCUCGUGGCUGGUGGGGAUACCCAACCUGUGGUCCCUGUAACUGCGAUGUCAGCAAAGGCUUCAAAAGGGACUGCAAUAAAACCACAGGAGAGUGUAGCUGCAAGGAAAACUACUACCGGCCUCCAGGCGGGGACACGUGCUACCCAUGCGAUUGUUUCCAUCUCGGUGCUCAUUCCCGGACGUGUGACCCUGUGACGGGCCAGUGCGUCUGCAAGACGGGCGUUGUGGGUCGGCAGUGCAACCGUUGCGACAAUCCCUUCGCAGAGGUGACGGUUGGGGGAUGUGUGGUGAUUUAUGACGGCUGUCCAAAAGCCUUUGAAGAUGGGAUCUGGUGGCCCAGGACUACGUUUGGUGGUCCUGCAGCUACAAACUGCCCAAAAGGAUCCAUCGGCACAGCAAUCCGUCAUUGCAGCGGUGAUAAAGGUUGGCUUCCACCUGAGCUCUUCAACUGCACCUCCCUCACUUUCUCAAACCUAAAGAAAGAGAGUGAGGAACUUCAUGCAAAUAGUUCUCGAAUGGACGGGGAACGGUCAAGAAGCCUUGCGGGUCUCCUGAAUUCGGCCACCGGCAGCACUGACCGCCUCUUUGGGAAUGACGUGAAGGUCGCCUACCAUCUUCUGGGCAGCGUGUUAGAACAUGAAAGCCUGCAGCAGGGUUUCGACCUCACCGCCACGCUCGAUUCUGACUUUAACAAGAACCUUGUUAUUGUUGGAAGUGCAAUCCUUGAUCCGGUUAACAAGGAGCACUGGGAGAAGAUCCAGCGCUCUGAUGGGGGCACAGCCCACCUGCUCCGUCAUUUCGAGGAGUAUGCCAACACCCUGGUGCAGAACCUGAGGAAGACCUACCUGAGACCCUUCACCAUCAUCACCGACAACAUGAUUGUCGCUGUGAAUUUUCUGGACCCCAUCACAGACCAGGCCGAGAUCCCUCACUUUCAGGAGAUUAGUGAAGUGUACUCGAAAGAGCUGGAGUCCUCCGUUUUCUUCCCAAACCUGCUCACUGUUUCAAAAAAGAGCAAAGAUGUUUUAACAUCAGACACUUCAGCCCAGAAUGAACCAACCAAGUUUAACACCAGUAUGGAUGAAUCGGAUGCGGUUGAUAAGGCAUCUUCCAUUAAGAAACGACGGCACGUUGAACCAGCUGACAUGCCCGCUGUUGCCAUGGUGAUCAUCUACAGAUCUCUCGGUCAGCUUCUUCCAGAGAGCUACGAUUCAGAUCGACGUAGCCUGAGACUGCCUACCCGUCCCGUCAUUAACACACCUAUAGUAAGUGUGGUGGUCCACAAGGAUGGAGAACCCAUCUCAACUCCUCUCCAAAGACCCAUUAUUCUGAACUUCAGGCUUCUGGAGACCCAGGAAAGAACCAAACCUGUGUGCGUCUACUGGAAUCACUCUAUACCAGUUGCUGGUGGUGGUGCUUGGUCUUCUAAAGGCUGUGAGCUGAUCUUCAGGAACUCAACGCACAUCAGCUGUCAGUGUAACCACAUGACCAGCUUUGCCGUCCUCAUGGACAUCUCCAAAAGAGAGCAUGGUGAUGUUCUUCCUCUGAAAGUGGUCACCUACACCACAGUAUCUGCUUCUCUGGUGGCCCUCCUCAUCACCUUCCUGCUUUUGGCAAUCCUCCGCAGGCUGCGCUCAAACAUCCACAGCAUCCACAAGAACCUGGUGGCUGCCAUCUUCCUCUCUGAGCUCAUCUUCCUCACUGGAAUAAACCAGACUGACAGACCGUUUAUAUGCACAGUAGUGGCCAUUCUCCUACACUAUUCAUAUAUGUGCACAUUUGCCUGGAUGUUUGUGGAAGGGCUGCACAUCUAUCGGAUGCUGACUGAGAUGCGCAACAUCAACCAUGGCCACAUGCGCUUCUACUAUGCUAUCGGCUGGGGAAUACCUGCUAUUAUCACAGGUUUAGCUGUGGGGUUGGAUCCUCAGGGUUAUGGAAACCCGGAUUUCUGCUGGCUAUCUGUUUAUGACACUCUUAUCUGGAGCAUUACAGGCCCCAUCUCCAUAGUAGUGCUGAUUAAUAUGGUUCUAAUCGUGCUGGCAGCCAAGGCGUCUUGUGGAAGAAGACAGCGAAUGGAGAAAUCCGGAGCAAUCUCGGCUCUUCGGGUGGCUUUUCUUCUUCUGUUGCUCAUCAGCGCCACCUGGCUGCUGGGUCUCAUGGCAGUCAACAGCGAUGCACUUACCUUUCACUACCUCUUUGCCAUUCUCAGCUGCUUACAGGGUAUUUGCGUCUUUUUGUUCCACUGUGUUCUCAACAAAGACGUCAGGAAGAACCUUAAAUGUGUCUUUAUAGGGAAGAAAGCUCCAGCUGAGGAUCUCAGUGUAACACACCCAACUUUACUCACACGUUCUCUGAAUGUUGAUCCCUACGCAGAGGAUGGAGGGCUGUACCGCACCAACAUCGGAGAGUCCAUGGUGUCUUUACAGAGCUCUGUGAGAUCGGGCAAAAGUCAUAGUAGUAGCUACCUCGCUUGCACUCUCAGGGAGAAAAAACACAGCGUGUCCUCAAAUGGCGGAAAAGUGGUGCGGGAUGAAAAAGACUCGACACUCUUUUUUCACAAGAGUAACAAGACAAGAGACUCCGAUUCAGAUAGUGAACUCUCCGUGGACGACCACAGCAGCUCCUGCGCUUCGUCCCACUCCUCCGACAGUGAGGAUGAUACCAGACGCUCAAAGACCAAAUGGAAUAAUACAAGAUCGCCCAUCCAGAGUACUCCUAAAGGGGACGUAGUGUCCGGUCACAAGAAGCCAUGCUGGCCGGAGGAGCCGCACAAAGCCUCAGAAAGUGAAGAUGUGGCUGGUCAAGAGAAACUGCGCGUGGAGACCAAAGUUAGCGUGGAACUUCACCAAGGGAAUAAAGUCAAUCACAACGGAGACGUGUCUCACAAUGACAGCCCACCCAGUCAGCCAAACAGCAACCAGCUACCAAGGAGAGGCAUUUUAAAGAACAAGAUCACAUAUCCUCCUCCACUGACAGACAAGAACAUGAAGAACCGCUUAAGGGAGAAACUCAGUGAUUAUAAACUUCCCUGUAAGAGUCCAUCUGUAGACUCAAAUGAUGAAAUUCGCCAGGGAACCGAGGCCAAGAGCAUCAUCAUCAAACCACCUCCAAUAUCACCACAGUUGGCGCUGAACGGAGGGACGGGUCCUAUCGCUGCAGUAGAGGAAGACUUUGAUUCUGAUGGAAGCAAUGAAACUUCAAUCUGAAGUCUGCUGUUGAGGACAUCAGAUGUCUUGGAAGUGGUUUUGUGACAUCUAUGAAGACCAAGCAGUAUUACUACACAGCAUGGUCCUGUCGUUUAUAAAUAUGUUUGUGAUUGGAGGCUGAGCACUCGAAAUCCCAGCAUUCCAAGGUGCAAGAAAAUCUAAAAUAUGCUAAAGACUGAUAUGAUUUUGGAUUUCAGUACAGUUUCUCUUAGACUUUGUGUAAGUAAUGUUUAUAGGUAACUUUUUUAUUUUAGAUAUGAAACUUGUUUGUAAAUUGUAAAUUAGGAUUUCAGCAUGAUGCCAAUACUGUUUAUUUAUGUUCACUGUGAUAAUUUUCCAGCACUGUUUGAAAUGUUGCUUGUUGUGUUUAUAUUGUAUAUUUUGUAGCUUAAUUUGUACAAUGGUUUAUAUAUUAGUUGGGACGGUUUGGUCCGUUGUAUUUUUACAAUGAUUACCACUGACAGUAUUUAACAACAUGUUCAGCAUGCCAUUUUUAUUACUGCCAGUGCUGUACAUAUAAAAACAGUGUUUUUUUAUGUUUGCUAAGCAUGCAAAUUACAAUGAGACUCAAGUGCCUGUUGAAAAACAAUAUUUUACUGCUCUGCCAAACCUCUUGUAAAUAAUAUACCCACUUUUAUUUACAAAUUCAGGGAGACAUUUUUGGUUUGUAAAUGUCCACUAACUGUUGUCAGGUCAUUAUGUAAUCCAUGUUAGUUAAUAGUCAUAACAUUUAGUAAGAAACAUCCUAGCGUAAAAUAGAUUGAAUGUGUAUCCACGAAAUACCUCCAUUACUUCUCAAUGUUCAUAAAUACUAUACCAGCAGUUAAAGAAUAAAGGUAUUUAUAUUCCUUACUAUUGGCACUGAUAAAACAUUUAAACAUUGUAAAUAAACAGCUUUUAAAGAUUUAUUAUUCUUUUGUUGCUAAUUUUGGUGUACCUUACUAGUUGAUAAAACAAUUUUAGUGUUUACAUACUGCAUAUGUUAUGUUGAAGACAUUUUUGCAUUUAUCUGAUAGCAUUCAAGGAGAUGAUA